AUGUCCCAAUUAUUAAAACAAAGAGUCCGUUAUGCUCCUUAUUUGAAAAAACUAAGAGACCCCAAGGAAUUGAUCCCAUAUUUUAAAAACGAUCAAUACAUCGGUUGGUCUGGUUUCACAGGUGUUGGUGCUCCAAAAGUUAUCCCCGAAACACUGGCCAAUCAUGUUCAAGAAAAUAAUUUACAAGGUAAAUUAAGAUUCAAUUUAUUCGUUGGUGCUUCUGCUGGUCCUGAAGAAUGUGUUUGGGCUGAUUUAAAUAUGAUCAAAAGAAGAUCACCUCAUCAAGUUGGUAAACCAAUUGCUAAAAAUAUUAAUAAUGGUAACAUUGCAUUCUUCGACAAACAUUUGUCAAUGUUCCCACAGGAUUUAACCUAUGGGUUUUAUACUAAGCAAAGAACAGAUGGUAAGAUUCUUGAUUUUACUAUUAUUGAAGCCACUGCCAUUAAAGAAGAUGGGUCCAUUGUCCCAGGUCCAAGUGUUGGUGCAUCUCCGGAAUUCAUCAGUGUCAGUGAUAAAGUCAUUAUUGAAGUCAACACCGCUACACCAAGUAUGGAAGGGAUGCAUGAUAUCGAUAUGCCAGUUAACCCACCUUUCAGAAAACCUUACCCAUAUUUGAAAGUAGAUGAUAGAUGUGGUGUGGAUUCGAUCCCUGUGGAUCCAGAAAAAGUCCUUGCCAUCGUUGAAUCAACUACUAUGGAUAAAGUUCCACCAAAUACCCCUUCGGAUUCUGUUUCAAAAGCAAUUGCUGGUAAUUUAGUCGAUUUCUUGAAGAAUGAAGUCAAACAAGGUAGAUUACCUGAAAAUCUAUUACCAUUGCAAAGUGGUAUUGGUAAUAUCGCUAACGCUGUUAUCGAAGGCUUAACUGAUGCUAAUUUCAAACAUUUGAAUGUUUGGACCGAAGUCUUACAGGAUUCCUUCUUAGAUCUUUUCGCUAAUGGUAGUUUGGAUUUCGCUACUGCUACUUCCAUCAGAUUAACUGAAGAUGGGUUCAAGAGAGCUUUUGAAAAUUGGGAAGAUUUGAAACACAAGAUUUGUUUGAGAUCUCAAGUCGUUUCUAAUAACCCAGAAAUGAUUAGAAGAUUGGGUGUCAUUGCCAUGAAUACACCAGUGGAAGCUGAUAUUUAUGGUCAUGCCAAUUCUACUCACGUCAACGGUUCAAGAAUGUUGAAUGGGUUGGGUGGUUCUGCUGAUUUCUUAAGAAACGCUAAAUUAUCAAUCAUGCAUACUCCUUCAGCAAGACCUUCCAAGAUUGACAAGACUGGUAUCUCCACCAUUGUCCCAUUUGCAUCUCAUGUCGAUCAAACAGAGCAUGACUUGGAUGUCUUGGUCACAGAUCAAGGUCUAGCUGAUUUAAGAGGCUUGGAUCCAAGAGAAAGAGCCAAUGAAAUCAUUUCCAAGUGUGCUCAUCCAGAUUACAAAGAUUUAUUAUUCGACUACCUACAUAGAGCUGAACAUUAUGCCAAGAAGAUGGGUACCUUGCAUGAACCUCAUAUGUUGCAAAACGCUUUGAAAUUCCAUACAAACUUGAUUCAAAAGGGUACUAUGAAAGUAGAUUCUUGGGAUCCACUAGAUUAA
This is a messenger RNA of Henningerozyma blattae CBS 6284, 1575 nucleotides long. RefSeq names its product acetyl-CoA hydrolase (gene ACH1). Lineage: Eukaryota; Fungi; Ascomycota; Saccharomycetes; Saccharomycetales; Saccharomycetaceae. Gene Ontology annotation, cellular component: mitochondrion. Gene Ontology annotation, biological process: acetate metabolic process. Gene Ontology annotation, molecular function: acetate CoA-transferase activity; acetyl-CoA hydrolase activity. Bases 1 to 1575 code for a protein of 524 amino acids. The record is from RefSeq and is a predicted model, not a curated record. The transcript has a single exon.